AUGUUUGUUCCAGCUGCUGUUUCCCCUUUGCGCCGUUCCACAGCCAGCUUUGGUCGCAUCACUCGAUGCCAAACUUUUCGUCGUCAUGCUUUGCGCACUCAAGUGCGAUGUCUGGCUGCGGUCGCUAACAGCCUCGGAUCAAGGCAGAAGAACACCCUUGCUUUAUCUUCUGAAGCCCGAUACAACGAGAUAGGCGUCCAGCAGCUCAGCUCCCACGUAUUCGACCAAAUCUUCCCCGACGGCGCAACCCCCCCGCCACAAGUUCUCGUUGACCUAUGUAAAGAUCAUUUACAGCGCCAUGAUCUGCUUGGGAAGAACACCGACAAAUCCGAGCCAAUAGCUUUCGACAUGCCUCCGCUUCAAGGGCGUACGCUUGACGAGCACUUUCACAAGCUCGGUGUAGACGCAUCUGAGCCGUUCCUUACAUAUGCGAAGCAAUUUGCCCGCGCCAAUCCACCACCAAAACCACGGCAAUGGGUACGCCAGAGUGGUUGGACAAAGUAUUAUCCCGAUGGGCAGACCGAAAAAGUUGAAGUUCCUGAAGAAGAGAUGCUGUCGUUCGACACCGAGGUCAUGUGGAAAGUAAGCCCUUUCGCUGUGAUGGCCUGUGCCUCGAGUCCGACUGCUUGGUAUGCGUGGUUGUCACCGUGGUUAUUAGGAGAGACCGAAAAUGAUCGACACUUGAUUCCUUUUGGCGAUCCUAGCAAAGAUCGAAUUAUCGUAGGGCACAAUGUGGGCUUUGACCGAGCGCGGAUCUUGGAAGAGUACAGCGAAAAACAAACCCGGAAUACCUUUCUCGACACAAUGUCGCUACAUGUAGCUGUGAACGGCAUGUGCUCUCAGCAACGACCUACCUGGAUGAAGCACAAAAAGAAUCGCGAGUUGCGGGAGCGAGUUGCGAACGAGACCCCGAACCACGACCUGGCGACAAUGCUGAGCACACAAGGAAUGCACGAUGAAGAAGAUCUCUGGGUCGAACGAAGCUCUGUCAACUCUCUGCGGGAUGUGGCUAAAUUUCACCUGAAUGUUUCUAUCGACAAAGCAAUUCGAGAUGAUUUUGGUGAGCUGGAUCGUGAAGGAAUUCGGGCAAAGUUGGAUGAGCUUCUGGAUUAUUGCGCCGCCGAUGUCUCGAUCACCCACCGUAUCUACCAGAUUGUCUUCCCCAACUUCCUCUCGACUUGUCCCCAUCCUGUCAGCUUUGCAGCCCUUCGGCAUCUCUCCUCUGUCAUUCUUCCAGUCGAUGAUUCGUGGGACGCAUAUAUCAAGAAUGCCGAGGCUACCUACCACAAACUCUCCGAUGCUGUUCAGGAACGCCUUAUCGGUUUGACUGAAACAGCUUUGAAGAUCAAGGACAAGCCCGAAGAAUACGAAAAGGACCCUUGGAUGCAACAACUUGACUGGUCAGGGCAAGAAAUCAAGAUGGUCAAAGGGAAGACCAAAAACGACCCCCCAAGACUAGCAGCUAGGCAGAAAAAGCCGGGUAUGCCCAAAUGGUACAAGGACCUCUUCCCAACGAACGACUCUCCCAUCAAUAUUACUGUUCGAACUCGAGUUGCCCCUUUAUUGUUGAAGAUGGCCUGGGAUGGAAAUCCACUAUUUUGGUCUGAUAAAUACGGUUGGACGUUCCGCGUACCUCGAGCAGAAGCCGCGAAGUACACAGCCAAGCAAGCAGUAGAGUGCAAAUUUGAUGAGUCUGAAAGCAAGCUACGUGACGACCAUGCCCAUUCCUACUUCAAGCUCCCUCAUAAGGAUGGUCCAACAGCGCGCUGUGCCAAUCCCAUGGCAAAGGGGUAUCUGUCCUAUUUUGAGAAUGGCAUGCUGUCUUCCGAGUAUACAUAUGCCAAGGAAGCGUUGGAAAUGAACGCUUCAUGCUCUUAUUGGAUAAGUGCAAGAGAUCGGAUUAAAUCUCAGAUGGUUGUUUAUGACGCAGACCUCCGCACAAUGCAGGGAGUUCGUGGGAGGCGGAAGUCGAAUAACCCCGGUUUCAUUCUGCCGCAGAUUAUCCCAAUGGGAACUAUAACUCGCAGAGCAGUCGAAAACACGUGGCUCACAGCUAGUAAUGCCAAGAAGAAUCGCGUCGGCUCUGAGCUCAAAGCAAUGGUCAAGGCACCCAAGGGCUACUGCUUCGUAGGAGCAGAUGUUGACUCGGAGGAGCUUUGGAUUGCCAGUCUUGUGGGCGAUGCAACGUUUAAAAUUCAUGGUGGAAAUGCUGUCGGUUUCAUGACCUUGGAGGGCACAAAGUCUGCUGGCACGGAUCUUCAUUCGCGGACGGCAUCUAUCCUGGGCAUCACCAGGAACGAUGCCAAAGUUUUUAACUAUGGGCGAAUUUAUGGAGCUGGUCUCAAAUUCGCCGCGACUUUAUUGCGACAGUUUAACCCUAACCUCUCCGAGAAGCAGACCAUGGAAACGGCGUCGAAGCUCUAUGCAAACACCAAGGGUACAAAGACCAAUCGUAGGGUGCUUUAUAAACGUCCUUUUUGGAGAGGCGGUACCGAGUCAUUUGUCUUCAACAAACUCGAGGAGUUUGCUGAACAAGAUAUGGCAAGAACACCAGUAUUGGGAGCAGGAAUUACCGAAGCGCUUAUGGGACGAUACAUCAGCAAGGGUGGUUAUUUGACAUCGCGAAUUAAUUGGGCUAUCCAAUCAUCUGGUGUUGACUACCUUCAUUUGCUUAUCGUCGCCAUGGAUUACCUGAUUCGUCGCUUCAACAUCGAUGCCCGGGUCGCUCUCACAGUCCAUGAUGAAAUCCGAUAUUUGGUGAAGGAUAAGGACAAGUACCGUACAGCACUUGCUCUUCAGGUCGCAAACGUUUGGACACGAGCUAUGUUUUCCCAACAGGUUGGCAUCAAUGAUCUGCCUCAGUCUUGCGCUUAUUUUUCUGCCGUGGAUAUCGACCACGUUCUACGGAAGGAAGUGGACAUGGAGUGUAUCACCCCAAGCCAUCAGACUCCUAUCCCUCCGGGGGAGAGCAUCGAUAUCACCACGCUUCUGAACAAGGGCGAAGCUGCGAGAUUAGACCCUGCCAUCGUCCCAGAUGCCAAAUAUGCCCCCAAGUUGGAUCACAUUGAGUACACCCCGCGCGUACCUAUUAUGCAGGGCAUCCAGGAGUCGGCACAAGAGACACUGCCUUUCCUCAAGGCUCAGAUCGUCAAUAAGGAUGCAGAGCUUGGAGAAAUCAUCAACAAAUUGCAGAAAGAAAGGCUAGCAGCAGCACCAAAGAAAGACAAGCCGCUGACCAAGAAAGAAAUGCAAAAUGUGUUGCCAUACAGGGCAUAUCCACAACUUGUACCGAUGGAGGAACCUUUUAUUCUGACGGAGGCGAUGAAGAAAAAUCAGAAUACUUAUGCACACAGGAACAAGUUCGGGUUGGGACGGCACUCGAACAAAGGCUCGAGACCAAGCUGGAUGUAA
Molecule: messenger RNA, 3411 nt
Organism: Fusarium coffeatum
Lineage: Eukaryota; Fungi; Ascomycota; Sordariomycetes; Hypocreales; Nectriaceae
Exons: 2
Coding region: 1-3411 (1136 amino acids)
Biological process (GO): mitochondrial DNA replication
Cellular component (GO): gamma DNA polymerase complex; mitochondrion
Molecular function (GO): 3'-5' exonuclease activity; DNA-directed DNA polymerase activity; DNA binding
Source: RefSeq, a predicted model, not a curated record